CAUAGCUCACCUUCGGCCUUGCAAGAAUUAUUUAACAUUGAACCUCCAUCCUACAUUUCAACCUCGAUAUCCACGCAAUUGCACCCGAUCCCACUCGCGAUUACCAUUAUUGUCAAGCCCUUUGACACAUCUACAACCGAAUAUCCAUCCAACCGCUCUUCAAUACAGUCCUUGCACAUGAGGUAGCCAAACGCCUUGGUUCUUCGCGGGGUACGCCUCAAUCCAAUCCAAUACACCCGAUUUCACACCACACGAUCUCCCUCCGGAGUCGACAUAAACUGUCAUAACACAACUACACCAUGCUCCUCUUCCGAUGCGCCCAGCAGGCGCGCCUCUUGCCCUCGCGACUCCCCGCAUCCUCACACCUCCGAAUCCGAGACCAAUGGGAAGCCCUUGCCUGCACACCCAACUCUCCAACAAUCCGCCUCCUGACGACUAAACCCACGACUAACCCUACAACCAAACCCACAACCAAACCUACCACAAAGACCAGCUCCCCUCCCCUCCCCUCCAAGCCGCCCACCGGCAAGCCGAUCUACCCUGUCCGUCUCCCCAUUUACCACGCCGGCACGGCACCGACAGUGAUCGUAGGCUUUAUGAGAGUCAGUAGCAUCAUUUCAGUUUCCCUACCCGUGCCAUUCCUGCUGUUUGGCCACACAGAAGUAGCCUCGACAUUCCUGACUGCUGCCGUUGCCUUUAUAAUCUCGUCCUACGUAUGUGCCCCUCGUGUCGUCGCAAUGUACCUCCACCUCCCCUCCUACACGCGCUACUCCCCCGAGCUGCUCAACCGGUACGUCGCCUCCCUCCCCAAAACCGCCGAGGUCGACAUCAAGACCAUCAAUGCGGCCGGGAUACCACAGACCACAACGCUCGCGGUAGGGGAUCUCGCAGCGGUGGACGGCUUUCGGCUGAAUGCCGUGAACUUCUGCAGGGUGGGAUUGGCGGGGAAGCGGCCGUGGUGGGUGGGCAAGGGGUUUUGGGCCGGGAGGGGGGCAUGGGAGUUUGCGGUUAGUGAGAUGGGACCUGAGAAGGGGCUGAAGAUGGCGUGGGUGUGGGAUGCGAUUGCAGAGAAGGUUAAGCAGGGGAAGUUUGGGGGUGCGGCGGCGCCUAGGGUGGGCGAGGUGGUUCAGGCAACGGCGGUUGGGCCAAAGAAGAAGCUGUGAUAUACCCAGAGAGAAAUAAAUAGAGCAUGCCACGUAAGGUAAGAUAGAUGGAAAGAUAGCGCCAUG
Pseudogymnoascus destructans is the source of this 1229-nucleotide messenger RNA. RefSeq lists its product as uncharacterized. The transcript is spliced from 3 exons. NCBI's taxonomy places the organism in Eukaryota, Fungi, Ascomycota, Leotiomycetes, Thelebolales, Thelebolaceae. The coding region runs from base 300 to 1163 and encodes 287 amino acids. The record is from RefSeq and is a predicted model, not a curated record.